Molecule: messenger RNA, 1719 nt
Organism: Talaromyces marneffei
Lineage: Eukaryota; Fungi; Ascomycota; Eurotiomycetes; Eurotiales; Trichocomaceae
Exons: 2
Coding region: 1-1719 (572 amino acids)
Source: RefSeq, a predicted model, not a curated record
AUGGUGAUCGAAGACUCAAUACAUUCUGCUGGUAAUGCCUUGCCAGCCCAGUCUCUCAGACUACAAGUAUAUGUCGCCUGGGUAGAUGUCUGGGUCUCAUCUUCGAAAACCCAAACGGCAAGUAGUUCCCGAGCAGAAGAUGCAGUUAGUCUUCGACCAGAAGACGUAUUUGCUCACCAGCUAGAAGAUUCAGCUGAUCUCGAACUGGAAGAUCCAAUUGAGAUUCCAAGUUUGAGCACAAAUGAAAUGGCAGAUUAUUUCCAGGAAGAAAACCUGCCGUAUCUCCUCAACCAAGACAUUAUCAAGACAGUCAUACAUGCAUUUCGGCAACAGUUGCUUCACAGGCGCAUCAAGGUGGGAGGUGCACUUCCACCUUCAUGCCCUGAAACUGAUGUCUUCUCCGAAAAAUAUGAUCCACGGGUAGAGUGCAAAUGUGAAGGGGAUACACGAGCCAACAAGGAAACAAUGACGGACCUAUCUCUAUGGCAAGAUAGCGAGAAGUCUGAAUAUAAAUCACAAGGAAUCUUCACCAACCAAGGACUGAUCGAUGCCGUCAUCGAGCUCUUCCUCUCCAGCAGCAACCUUCAACAAGUUCCAGAUACCUGUCAAGGCUCAGGAACCACACACCCUAUCCCAGAGGUUAAAGCUCCUGAUCGACGACCUAGCCUGACUGGCGACUCUGAUUUAAAUGUCCAUGACAGCCUAUUUCCGACGACGGAGAAGAUCAAGCUUUUCACAGAUGCCAAAUACUUCCUUGCAAUGGCUUGUGGCGGUAGCCUAGUUGACGAAGGUGUUUUACGAGCCAUCGCCGACGCAGGCAACGACGUCCUCAUCGGAGAUUAUUGCGAUGCAGUAGAUGAGGAAACCAUAACUAUCUUGCAAAAGAAUGGUGCGGCGGCCGUGGCAUUCUUGAAACUCUGCACUCUCGCCGACAUUGUCACAUCAGUUCAGUUCGAUAACCUAGUCGCAUCCUUGAUCCAAUUUCGAGUUCUAGGGUACUACAGAGACCAUGGACGAACGAACCUUGCUAGCGGCUUUUACGGAAGUGAUAUCAACAGACUUCCAGGACAUAGAUAUAUAGACCUUGGUAUUUGGGUGGGGAUGAUGUCUGCUUCAUUAGCUACAGGAAAAGCGAUCACUGAAGAAAAGCACCUCAGACUUGCUACAGUUUGUACCUUACUCAACGACCUGGUCGAUCUCCGAAGUGACACGAUGCGAAAACAACGAGAAAACCCUAUUCUUCGAGGCGUCCGCGGUUGUCUUUGCAACUACCUGGACUCUUGCAUUUCGCGAUGUCUAACCCUAGCCUGUGAGGUUCUUGAAUCAGACAGACUGAGCGGGAUGGUGGUGUUGGGAUUCUGUAACUGGACAGUCAUGGCCUCCCACCACAAGGUCUACGAACUCGUCAACGGCGUACAGGAGGUAAAACACUAUCCCACUUGCACAUAUGCCUUAACCGAAGAGGAAACAAACUAUAGCAACUUGCUCAAAGCCUUAGAGCCCUACGGUACCUUGGAAAAGGAUGGUCCCCAUGUUUACAUGAAACGUGCUACAAUGGACCAGCUAUACGCCAUCAAUCGCUCAAAGCCAGAUACACAUUUUGCUUGGAUGGCUGAUAUAACGAGAAGCCUUUUGAGACCGCAGACAUUGCGAAAAAUCGUAGAUGUUGUGCAUUUUGAAUGGAGCGGGGAUGUUGGUGAUCGAGAGUUUUGUCCUUGA